Durio zibethinus is the source of this 1542-nucleotide messenger RNA. RefSeq names its product transcription factor GTE9-like. Gene Ontology annotation, molecular function: protein binding. NCBI's taxonomy places the organism in Eukaryota, Viridiplantae, Streptophyta, Magnoliopsida, Malvales, Malvaceae. The record is from RefSeq and is a predicted model, not a curated record.
AUGAUUGUUGCGGAAAGUAGUGCCGAGAAGAUUAAGUUCCCUUGUCAGAGGAGAAGGAUAGAAGCAAAUCCUGAAUGUCCAGAGUUCGGGCAGCAAUGUGUGAGCACUUGUUUUGAUAGAAAAAAUACAUCAUCUAAUGCAUACAAGCGUAGACCAGAAGGGUUGGUUGAUGGCAGUGGCACUUUCGAGAAGAAGCCAAAGAUGGUCAUGAACCGUCUCAUGACUCAGCGAUGUUCUGCCCUCUUAGAAGCACUGAAGAAACAUCCGACUGGUAGGUUUUUUGAUAUUCCUUCAGAUAUUCCUGAUUAUUUUAUAGCAGUAAGAAACCCUAUGGAUUUGGAUACCAUUAAGUCCAAUCUAGCAAAGAAUACUUAUCUUGGGGUUGAAGACUUUGAAGGUGAUAUUAGACUGGCGUUUUAUAAUGCCAUGCAUUAUAGACAUCCAUGUACUAAUUUUCUUAAAAUGGCUGAAGAAUUGAAAAGAUUUCUUCACCCGACAUGGAAAUCUUUAAAAGAAAAUUGGAAUGAAGAAAAUUUGAAGGUUAGCGAUGAGGAAACUUUGAGUAUGCGACUGAAAGAUGGUAAUGGAUCAAGACAGAGUUGUUCUAAAACACAGCUAUGCCGAAAUAGCUUUUUCCCUAAGAAAUUGAAACCAUGUGAAUUCCAAGGGAAGGCUUCGAAGGUGCCUUUGAAUGCAAGAGCAGCAGAGGUUGAGUUUCCUAAACCGGCACAGAACUGUGUAGGAAUGUUGGCAAGAAAAGACCCACAAAAAGGCGCCAGUAAUGGUGGGCAUGUUCAUGGGUGUACCAAUGUCAAGCCACCACUGAGCCAAGGUGCCCGCAAAUGCAGUUCAUGGGGCAGCAUUAAGUGUCAAUGUAGCCUUCCAAGUGACUCAAACCAUGCAUCUUCCAGGGUUGUGAGUUCAGAAAGAUCAUUGGAUGGAGAUCUUAGAGUGUGUAGUGCUGUUGGUGGCCCUAUAUUGGAUUGCCAGGAAAAAUGCAAAUUGACAUCACAAAUGAGCAAGUCUGAUACAGAUUUUAAUGGAGUUGUGCCUGUAAGUACUUUGGAAGAUGAGAAAGCUCUCCGUGCUGCAAUGCUGAAGAGCCGUUUCGCAGACGCCAUUUUCAAAGCUCAGUUGAAGAUGCUACAUGUUCAUGGUGACAAAGCUCAUCCAGUGAAGAUGCAGCAGGAAAAGGAAAAGUUGGAAAGAAGGCAGCGUGGAGAAAAGGCAAAGAUUGAAGCUCAGAUCAGAGCUGCUGAAGCUGCAGCAAAUGUGAAGGCAGAGGUUGAGUUGAAAAAGCAACGGGAAAGAGAAAGAGAAAGAGAAGCUGCUCGGAUUGCAUUGCAAAAUAUGGAAAAAACAGCUGGGAUUGAAUUGAAUCUGGAGAUUUUCAAGGAACUGAAGAUUCUGAGUGGUGGCUCUCUUUCUCAUGGGAAUCCACUGCAUCAGCUGGGUUUGUUCAUCAAAGACGAAUAUUUGGAAGACGAAGACGAUAAGGUAGUUCUGAAUGAAGAUAUUGAAGAGGGAGAAAUAGUGUGUUAA